Paracoccidioides lutzii Pb01 is the source of this 1716-nucleotide messenger RNA. RefSeq lists its product as hypothetical. The record is from RefSeq and is a predicted model, not a curated record. The transcript is spliced from 4 exons. The coding region runs from base 1 to 1716 and encodes 571 amino acids. Gene Ontology annotation, biological process: inosine biosynthetic process; adenosine catabolic process. Gene Ontology annotation, molecular function: adenosine deaminase activity.
AUGGUCUACUUCCAAUGGAUCAAGGAAUCCUUCUCCUGUCGCUUAAAAACUCAGAAUAAUGAACAUUCCUCAGCCCAUGGCUCAAGACCAAACAUCCCGUCCUCUCCAACCGAAUACUUCAAAGCCCUCGAAACUUUGCAGAAUCAAGAACGAGAAAUGGCUUUUGAUGCUACUGCGAUAGCCAAAGCAUCAAGAGCUGAAAAGGAUGCAGCAUCCAUUCUAGAGGCUAUCCGCCGUAAGGAGCGCGCAAGACUUCUCGACUCCGGCGCGUCAGAUCAAUUUUUGGCAAAUGUUGACCUCAUCAACGGCAAUUGUAGUGACCUGAUGCGGGCCGCCCAGCGGCUGCCCAAGGGUGCACAUCUACACUGUCAUUUCAAUACCGUCCUCCACCCUUCGUUUCUCGUUUCACAUGCACGCAAUAUCAAAUGCAUGUUCAUUCGUAGCAGUCUGUCUCUCAAUAGGCAGCUUGAUAAUUUCAAGGAUGCGGCGAUAACAUUUUCUAUCCUGCAGGAUUCGACCAAGGGAAUGAACAUUUUCGACAGAAAUUACAAACCCCUUUCCUGGAUGAGAUAUUCCCAGUUCUUGCAGAAGUUUCCUGGUGGUUGGAGAAAAGCAGAGGAAUGGUUGGCGAAUAAAAGCAUUAUGUCCGCCGAGGAUGUGCAUGCUAUGGAACAGACGAUGGACGGGCAAGUAAAUAUGGUUUGGGAUCUAUUUAAUCGCAGCACACAGAUGAUGAAAGGACUCUUCAAUUAUGAAUCUGCGUUCCGGAGCUACAUCGGAAAGGCCAUUGAUAGCUUCGUUGAGGACAACGUCAUGUACGCUGAAGUCCGGCCGAAUUUCUUUGAUAAAUACAUCGUCAGUGAUGAUGGUAUUAGGCAACUUGACCACCAUGCUUGGAUGCAAAUCAUCCAACAGGAGGUUGAUGCAAAAUUAAAGCAGUUUGACGCAGAGAGCAAAGGAACUGGUCGCUUCAAGGGACUGAAAGUCAUCUAUUGCGCACCUCGCUCCAUCAGAAAGGAAGACAUGAUAUGGUGCCUCAACGAUUGCGUAUUAUUAAAAAAAUCAUUCCCAGAUUUGAUCUGCGGCUUUGACAUGGUAGGCUGCGAAGGCCGUGGCAAUCCAAUCCGUCACUACAUUCCUGAACUCUUGCAGUUCCAAAAAACCUGUUCCAACCUAAAUCUGGACAUUCCAUUCCUCUUCCAUGCUGGUGAAACACUCGAGAGCCAGGGACCAACAGACGGCAACCUCUACGACGCCAUAUUGCUGGGCUCCAAGCGCAUUGGACACGGCUACGCGAUGGCACGUCACCCGCUGCUCAUGCAAAUGUGUCGCGAGCGAAGCAUCGCGCUGGAAAUCUGCCCUAUUUCCAAUGAGGUGCUGCAUUUAUGCUCGUCCGUGCGGGGACACGUGUUGCCAACGCUCCUAGCGAAUUCAGUCCCGUGUACGAUUAAUAGUGAUAAUCCUUCGUACUUUAGAUCUUCGCUCUCACACGACUUCUAUCAAACCAUUCUGCACCAUGACUCCAUGACGCUCUUUGGGUGGCGGGUCCUGGCCGAAUGGAGUAUUGAGCAUUCGUGUAUGGAUCCGGAGCAAAGAACUGAUACAUUCAAGACGUGGGAAAGGAACUGGGAGGCGUUUUGUGAGUGGAUCAUUGGGGAGUUUGGUCCGGAGUAUUUACGCUUUCCGGCUUCGACCCAGGCGGAUUCAUGGUUUUGA